Corythoichthys intestinalis (scribbled pipefish) is the source of this 5343-nucleotide messenger RNA. Its product is annotated as zinc finger and BTB domain-containing protein 17-like. NCBI's taxonomy places the organism in Eukaryota, Metazoa, Chordata, Actinopteri, Syngnathiformes, Syngnathidae. The transcript has 4 exons. The record is from RefSeq and is a predicted model, not a curated record. Bases 150 to 1700 code for a protein of 516 amino acids. Gene Ontology annotation, biological process: attachment of mitotic spindle microtubules to kinetochore.
AGUUUUUUGUUUUUUUUGUUUUUUUUUAAUUUUCCCAUUUUAAAAAAUGCGCUUUGGAUCUUCCACUUCCACCGGAUAAGUCUGACACCUGAAACGGAAUUCACCGGGCGCACGUCUGUCAAGCACCCCACCACAUCAGUUCUACAACAAUGCCCCCAAAGAAGAGUCAACUUGGUCGACGAACGAGAAGAGCUACCAGUGUUCGAGAGAACAGAGCUAGGCUCAGUCCUGAAGAGAGGCAAGCUUUGCGAUUGCGUGAAACUCAGCGAAUGUCCCAAACAAGAUCUGCCGAAAACUCAGCUCAACGGGCCUGCCGCCAGACCUGGAACGCAUCCUGGGCAAAAGAGUCUGCCGACAAGCCAGCCCGUCGGAGAGCGUUGUUAAACGUCAUGUCGACCAUCCAACCCACCAGAGGUGAAUUGCGCGGCGGUGUGGCCUUCCACCUCCAGUGUCCCCUCUGCGGUAACUUUGCCAAAAGCCAUGCCCAUCAGCUGACACAUAUUGCCGCAGCCCAUCCCACUUUCUUGGACGGCGUGGCCGUUGGUCGCCUCGGCAACAUUGUUAUGUACCAGAGUGGCGCUCAGCUCUUCCACUGCGCCGAGUGCUUUUUUACUAGUGGCGAUUUCAACAAACUCUACCAGCACAUUAUCGCCAAGCACUGCGUGGACGAGACGGUGGCGACGCCGGGAGGAGUCGACGGGGAAGACAACGGAAGCGAGAAGGGGGACAAGGAAGAGGACGAGGAGGCAAAGGAAGGAGAAGCAGACGUAAAGGAAGCAGAUGAGGAAGUAAAGGAAGUAGAUGAGGGAGUAAAGGAAGGAGAUGAAGUAAAAGCAGAUGAAGAAGCAAAGGAAGGAGAUGAGGAAGGAAAAUCAGAUGAGGACAUCAAGGAAGCCGUUGAACCGGUGAAAGACGCAAAUGAUGAGGAUGAGAUGACUCCUGAGGAAAAGAGAAGCAGUGAGGGGAUGACCAAUGAAGACUGCCCCUCUGAGAAGAAUAUCUGCAACACCAACGAAAGUGUGUUCCUCUUCGAUGGCGAGACGUACCGCUGUUUGAUUUGUGGCUGGUGGAAAAGCAGACUGAAAGGUUUAUCUGUCAACCACGCUGCACGUAAACACAGCAUCCCCAGGGAGUUUGCCAUCCAAAGGAUCAAACAAGAAGACCCCGCGUCGAAUUCCGCCUCGACACCUAAACGCCAUCCAAGCGGUGGUGCAGAUGAAGAAGAUGAAGACGGUCUAUGCGGUGAUCUUCUUAAAGAAGAAAUGGAGGUGACGGCCAAAGUGGUCCGUUACACCUCCAACCGCUACGUCUGCCUGAUGUGCGGCUGGAAGACCAAAAUGAAAGGUUUUGCCAUCAGUCACGUAGUGCGUAGCCACGAUGUGGAGCGUUCGUACCGCUGCAAAGAUUGCAGCGCCACUUUCUUCCUGCCCAGUCGACUCCAGCAGCACAUGCGAACAGCGCACCGGCCGGGACGCUUCACCUGCCCCUUCUGCUGCUUCAGGUCGCAAAUCCUGGCCGGCCUUCGGAGGCACUGCAGCCGAUGCAUCGCCCGUGAGGAAGGGGAAGGUUUGGUGUUGAGCGAGCAGGGGGCAGGGGCGGUGGUGAUCAAGGAGGAGACCAAGGAGACAAGAGCUGGGAGGAAAAGAGCGCGGAGGCUGAUUGAAGAAGGAGAUGAUGAAGAUGAGCUCCCGUUUUUCUAAGUUGGGCCAAGUAAAGGACCAUGCAGCAUUUAGUCCUAUCAUACAGUAUUUGUUACAGUAUCUGGGUCAUUCCAAAUUGAAGACUAUGUUAUGUCCCACAGUUCAAAUUUUAAAUAAUCCACAUCAAGGGUGUAGGUUUGCAUAGACAUACGACUAGCAACUUUUCACAAUGCUCAAAUUGUCCCCACCAACUUUUAAGCAACCUUAAUUGCAUUAAAUAAUGAGUUCAGUCUAUUGUCUUCCCAUAUGUUGUAAGGAUAGAAUUGAUUCUACCAUUUUUAAGUAAUUACUGUAUUUUUAUUUACCCCUUUUCACUCGCUGAAUGUGCUGGUCCAUAUUUUUUGGGCUGCUGGCUAGAACCCGCCAGAGCCAUAUAAAGAGAGUCACAACACUCUUUGAUGUCGCCGCAGGUCAUCACGUGGUUCCUGUAGGGUGUGGGUAGUUCCAAGCACAAGCAGUGCUGUAGUGGUUUUCAAUGGAACUGACAGCGGUAAUUGCGACAUUUAUGGGAAAAUGGAUAAAAUUGCGUAUCUAAGUACUAGUUUGAUUAUGUCAUUGCAUUAUAACACAGAUAUAUUUAAAUGCUAGUUUUACAUUUGGAGGGGUAAGGCGACAACCUAAAACUAUGUAAACCAGACAUGUCCAAAGUCUGGCCCGGGGGCCAAAUGCGGCCCGCGGUCAAAUUUCAUCCGCCCCCAGCCUCUGUCAUAAAAUCAAUUAGGUCUGGCCCGCACAGACUUAAUAAAUUGGUCAGCAGUGAGGCUACCAGCAUACGAAGUAGCUUACACACUAAAUGCUCCUCCUCAUUUACCCGCUAAAAGGCAGCAGCACUCUAAACAACAUUACAUUAUGUGACCCUUCCAAUUUUCUAAAAUUGCGACAAUCAAACAAAAAAAAAGUUGACUACGACGGCCGACGCUUCAAGGAUAGGUAGAAAUUGGACUGUUUCUUCACUAAAAUACGCAACAACUCGGUCUGCCUAAUUUGCAAAGAGACAGUAGCUGUUUUUAAAAAGUUCAAUGUGAGGCGAUAAUACCAAACAAGACACUUUGACAUGUACGACAAGAUGAUAGGGAAGAUACGCAGCGAGAAAUUGAGGCAAACUUGAAGCUAGUUUAAUUUCACAGCAGUAUUUCGCAAGAGCCCGAGAGUCAAAAGAGAACGCCACAAAGGCUAGUUGCGAGAUUGUUGAAAUUAUUAAUAAAAAAAAUAAUAAUAAAGCAAAUGUGACACACAGAAUGGCUUGCUAAAAUUUGCUUAACUAUAUUGUUCUACGUAAAGGACGUCAGCCAAGGUCGGCCCCCCACAUUUUUACCACACCAAAUCUGGCCCCCUUUGCAAAAAGUUUGGACACCCCUGAUGUAAACUGUUAACGCAGAAGGGAACUUUCCCAUGUGGAGUGAAAGUUUCAUGUUUCUGUUAGCAUUUGCACGAGAAAUUGACUUUUACAUUGAAAUGCAAGAUGAUUGGGUUUUUGUUUUUUCACAACAAAAAUACAUUUUCCAGAGAAUAUCUAGAUUUCCUUGAUUCACCUACCUGUGCUAAAAUAUUAAAGAUAACACCAUGUAUAACAUUUUGUUGAAGUUCUAAAUGGUACAUCCUUGUUUGUUUCAUCGCAUUGACAUAUAAAAAACUUUUGUUUCUCAAAAAGUCUGAGGUCACAACUUUUAAAUUCUGUUUUCCAGUUUUCUUUACUGUUGUACUUUAAUGCUUAUAUACUAAAUAUAUGUGUGUAAAUUUUCCUUAUUUUAUAGACUUAGUUUUAUACUUAGUUUGACCUGAAACACAAAGAAAUUACGUUUAACAAAUAUUUCCCACUUAACUCAAAUUUUGAAUAUAGCCUCUAAUUUUAGCAAAACCAAACCUGCACCAGAGGCAUUUUUCAUUCAAAAGGGACCGUUUUUAUCAUCAGCCUACCUCUGAAUAUACUUGACAGCCAGCCAUUCAUAUGAAUGUGGUCCGACUUCGUCGAAGCCAUGUUUGGAACUACCCGAGGCUCAGUAACCUGGAAAACCCGGAAGUAAAAUCGUACAAUGGAUCCCUGUAGGAGUGUCGCGACUCUCAUUAUACGGCUUUGGAACCCCACACACACGCACAUUCACACAAUCCAGACAGAAAUACAUGUCAACAUGCCGCCUCCUCCGCCCCCUUUGAAGAGGAGGGAUAUAAGAAUUUUUUUUCCCGGCCAGCAUAAGCAGCCACUGUAAGUAAUGUAAAAAGACGUCAAAAUUGUGGAGGUGGGAAACAAGCCACUAACUUUGCUACUGAAAGUCUGACCCGCAUCAGAGUUGGCAUAACAUUAAACUGUGUGAACUUGCUAACCUGUAAAACUCGAGUAGAAAGCUGCGUAGAGAAGUGUCUUCCUGUAUGUUUUCUACUGUUAAUGUUAAUUCAACUGUGCAUUUUGUGCAUUUAUUCAUUAAAAUGUAUUUUCUACAUCAUUUUCAAUAUAUUUUUUAAUUUGCAGCCUAUGCACAUUUUUCACUUUUCCCAUCACUGCAAUGACCAACCAAAUUGGAUCAAGUAUAAAACAGGUAAAAUAACCUUUAACUCUUUCAGUGCCAAAUGUUUUCCGAAAAGACCGCGUGCCAGAUGAUUUUGACUCAUUUUUCAAACCAACAGAAUAUUAUGUGUUAUGACUACGGAAGAUGGCAUGAAAGAUUAGGAUUCUGAUCUUUUGUCAGAAAAAAAAAAGUACGGUUGUACCUUAUUCUUUUCUUUGGUAAAAGGGUAAAAUGAGAGAAAUCAAAUGAGUCAAGCCUGUGAAUCUUGUAAUUUUCCAUGUGUGGCGCAGGGCCAUUCUCUCUCACCUUCAGAUCUUCUGUGUUGCCAAUAAUUAAAAUCAAAGUCACACUGGCCAACUGCCACCUUCCCAAUCAUUACAAAAAAAGCAGUUGACGAGAAAACUCGUCAUUGGCACUUGUUUUAAUUGCAGCUGGGAAUGAAAGAGUUAAGUGUCAUUUUAAAAAUAUUUGUUUCACUGAUGCCGAUUUUAACUGUGGGAACAUUUGUAUCAAUAAACAUUUGUAUUAAUAAACCGAUUGCAAAUCUGAAUUAUUCAUGGUAGGUGCCCCACAACAUUCACACUUAUCAUAAUCUUUUUAUCACAGAAGAAAUGAAUCACAUGAUACAAUAGACUUGAUGGCAUCGUUUCCUAAAAGAAUUGGUCAAGCAAAUUUGUCCUUGGUCCUUUUUUUUCCCAAGCAAAUAUCCUUGAUUAAAUGCUUCAUGCAACAUCGGGACCUUGCUAUGCAUAGGAUCAGAAUAGACCAGAAAAGUUCACGUCCUCUUUGUCAGUAUCAGCUUCCACUCUUGAGAAACGGCAAACAUUAGUAAAGAUUGAACCUGACAAGUCUUUUAAACAUUAAAUGCAUCAUGUAAUAUAACUUGCCCAUUGUGCUGUAGUAUGAGCUAACCAAUUCUUUGAUGUUUCAUUUCCUAUUAUUUAUGAAGCAGAAAGUGGUUUAUUUUUUUUCAAGAAUUUUGAAGCCAAAAUGUCUUCCAUUUCUGGAAGGACUCAUCUGUUUUUUUCUACAACGGGUUGAUUGACCCUUCCAAGCAUGAACUUUUUUUUUUUUUUUUAAACCCUUACAGGGCACUCAAUUUAGUCAUUUUAAUUUCAUUAAUAUACAGUGGGGCGAAU